GUUUUGAAAGAAACGUAAACCUCUCCCAGAGCUCAAAUCCUUUUUCUAUAACCAUCCCAGCGGAACAACAUAACAAGCUAGCAAAGUUGCAAGGACCUUUUGACCUAAAAAAGUUAAAAUUUCUCUCUCUCUCUCUCUCCAAACAUGCUGAAAACAACCUGCACGCCUUUCUUCUCCUCUAUUCCCCGCAAAUCCAUUACCCACUGUGCACCACCAACUGUUCGACGAAAUGCCUCAACCGAAACUCCCGCCAUGAGCCAACCACAUGAACUUCCUCCAGCUUCAGCUUACGUCCACCUCCCUUUCUGCAGAAAACGCUGCCACUACUGUGACUUCCCAAUCGUCGCUCUCGGCUCGUCUUCGAACCAAACCGAAGACGACCCACGAAUCUCCAACUACAUCCAACUGCUCUGCCGAGAAAUCAAAGCCACUCCUUCGGAAUUCAACCCAAACCAGCCUCUUGAAACGGUCUUUUUUGGUGGUGGCACGCCUUCGCUCGUGCCGCCGAGGCUUGUUUCGUCGGUCCUCGACGUGCUGAGAUCGAAAUUUGGGUUAAGUUUGGAUGCUGAAGUGUCCAUGGAAAUGGAUCCUGGGACUUUUGGUGUUGAGCGAAUGAAGGGGUUGAUGGAGCUGGGUGUGAACAGAGUGUCAUUGGGAGUUCAGGCUUUUCAGGAUGAGUUGUUGAACGCUUGUGGGAGAGCCCAUGGGGUGAAGGAGGUUUAUGAGGCGAUUGAGAUUGUUGGGAAUUGUGGGGUUGAGAAUUGGAGUAUGGACCUCAUAUCUUCACUUCCCCACCAGACAUCAGAAAUGUGGAUGGAGAGUUUGCAGCGAACAAUUGAAGCACAGCCUACCCAUGUGUCUGUAUAUGAUUUGCAAGUGGAACAAGGCACCAAGUUUGGAAUACUGUAUACACCAGGGGAGUUUCCUCUGCCUUCUGAAAAGCAAUCCGCAGAUUUCUAUAGGAUGGCUUCAAACAUUCUCUCUGGUGCUGGCUACAACCAUUAUGAAAUCAGCAGUUAUUGUAAGAGUGGAUUCCGGUGCAAGCACAACCUUACAUACUGGAAGAACCGAUCUUUCUAUGGUUUUGGUCUGGGCUCCGCCAGUUAUGUUGGUGGAGUAAGGUUUUCAAGACCAAGAAAGCUGAAAGAGUACAUGGAUUAUGUUAAAAAUUUGGAGAAUGGGAUGGUGGAUAGCUGUAAGUGUAAUCCUAUUGAUGAUAAGGACAUGGCAACAGAUGUGGUUAUGCUUUCCCUUAGAACUGCAAGAGGUUUGGAUUUGAAGUCCUAUCGAAAAACUUUUGGCGAUUCUCUUGUCCUCUCUCUGUGCAAGGCCUAUAGACCAUAUGUGGAAAGCGGACAUGUGAUUUGCUUGGAUGCGGAGAGGAGAGUCAUAGCUGCGGAUGAACUCAACUCCUUGCUGUCCAACGAGCAUGAAGGGAAAGAGGAGCUCGCAUUUAUUCGGCUCAGUGAUCCGGACGGUUUUCUUCUGUCAAAUGAGCUGAUAACCGUUGCAUUUGGGGCCAUAGCUCCAUGAAAUUGCAAACUUGUUCGAAAACUUUGAAGCUUUUUGAAGUGAUUGAGAAGUAGUUCGGGUUCUACGAAGAAAAUUUGCACCAAGCGUCAUUAAAAGGGAUGCCAUUCAUUGAAGGAUACUCCAUUGACAACCAUAAUCUUUGCAGGAGAUUACGUAUCUAUAAUAUUAAAACUAGAUUUCAAGUCAUAUAGCAUCAAAAGGAUGCUGAAAUAGGAUUUAUGUUUAGUCAGGGCACAGCGAGCAGAAACCAUAAACCAAAUCUUAAUUCGUCAAUUGUGUUGGUUUUGAGGCACUAAGAGCUUGCCAAGGACAUGGUGAACCCUGUGGUAAGUGGUGGAGAGAUCCAAAUAUCAUCAUCAGUCAUCAGGGCUCAAGAUGCAAAUAAGAUAUCAUUUUUUCUCCAA
Molecule: messenger RNA, 1937 nt
Organism: Malania oleifera
Lineage: Eukaryota; Viridiplantae; Streptophyta; Magnoliopsida; Santalales; Ximeniaceae
Exons: 2
Coding region: 145-1533 (462 amino acids)
Biological process (GO): porphyrin-containing compound biosynthetic process
Cellular component (GO): cytoplasm
Molecular function (GO): coproporphyrinogen oxidase activity; 4 iron, 4 sulfur cluster binding
Source: RefSeq, a predicted model, not a curated record